AUGUAUCUAGGUGCUUGCUCCAGGCAAAACAGUCAUCAUACUGACUUUCCUCCUUCCUUCACCUUCUUCAUAGUCUCCGUCAACUUUCCGGUCUUCGCUUCCCUAUGCUCAAUUCUGAUACGGUCUCCACAGCUCAAUCCUACUCCACCACAAUGGCCUUGGGUUCACAGGGGGCAGAUGAUCUGCCGAAAAUCAUCAUAUCAUGCAGGAAGGCGAUGGCUGGUUCUGGAGAUCGAGCAGGAGGUCCCGAAUCACACCAGCACGACUCAGAGACAGGACCAGCUCUCACCUGCUUCUUUCUUCCCGUCUCUCACUCCCUCGGCUAUCCUUUCUGACCUUAGUAUUCUGUCUGCAUGCAAGCUGCGUCUACCAUCCGUCUAA
Molecule: messenger RNA, 381 nt
Organism: Aspergillus fumigatus Af293
Lineage: Eukaryota; Fungi; Ascomycota; Eurotiomycetes; Eurotiales; Aspergillaceae
Source: RefSeq, a predicted model, not a curated record